AUAACAGAAUUUAUCUGGACCAUGUGUUCUUUACACAUGCAGGAUGUACCACCCCCAUUUGCCAGGACAAUCUUGGACCUGGCAGGCUCCAACAUUUAUCUCGAAGACGCAUUCGGCCUCCGGUGGCGCGUGCGGCUGUGCUUGCGCGACGGCGUCAUGUCGUUCGGGCAUGGAUGGAAGAACUUCGUGCUGGACCAUGCCGUCAGCUGCGGCGAGUUCCUGGUGUUCAGGCAGAUUGCCAGGUCGGUCUUCACUGUGCAGAUGUUUGCCCCAUCAGCUGUUGAAAGGCUGUUUCUCUGCGAGGCGAACAAAAGGCAGAGCCGGAAGAGGAAGCCCAGGCAGAAAACUAGCUGUCCGAGUAGUCAAACCGUGAAGAUAAGCAGGAACUGCAAGAAGAAACAACGUACCGGUCACCACAAUGAUCAGAUGCCAGAUCAUGUUUGCUUUGACGAUUCUGAUGUUCCCAAAUCUGCAUCUGAACUAAAAUAUUCAGAAACAUCAGGGGGAGUGCCAGAGGUAGGAGUCGCAGAACCACAAGAAGAUUCUGAGGCACCUACAGGACAUGACUGUAAAGCUCAGGUGGUGUUAGAUGGAGAGGCAGAAAUAGCAGACGACUGCAGAGUCUUUGAAGAAAAAGAAAGCGAAUGCAAUGCUAGAAUUAUACAGCACCUGGUUUCUGAUGCUACCGAAAUUGAACAUGGCGACGGCUUGAAUUUGCCGACAAACACUGAUGCUAUUGGACCUCUUGCUCUGAUGGAUCUUAAUGAAGUGAAUAUAGAUGAUAUAUUUUUGUCAGCUGAUAUAUAUGAAUUUGAAACUGAUAUGUGUAAUCCAGAAGCAUUUUCUGUUGAUCUGAAUAAGGAAGGGCCUAUUACUACUGCCAAAAAUUCAGGUUUCAGUUGCCUUGAGGAUACCCAACAAAAUCACUUUUCUUCUAUUGGAGAUGAUCAGCGUUUUGUGAUGCCAGAGACACAAUCAUGUACAGAAAAUAAACAGAUGACUGAUGCACUAGUAACAGGAACAGGAUAUGCUUGUGUUGCAGUGCAUGACAUAGAUAUCAGCACGUUGCCUGCUAAUGAGCCGUCAUCAUUUGCAAAGGAGAACUCUUCUCCUCCAGCUGAUCCUGAAGUGCAUUCCAGUGAAUGCGUAUUAAGUGGUUGCAACAAAGACAAUGAUUUGCUCUCUUGCAAGGACAGCCAAGCUGAACACAAAGAAGUGAAGCAUGAUAAACAGCAAGAUGGUCAAGGUAAUGAGCAGGAUAGCACAGGGCAGAAUACUGCUGAAGUCAUAUCAAGUAGCACAAAGCUUCAUGAACAUCCUCAUGUCUGUCAAAAUCUUCAUCAAACUGAAAAUAACUCCGAUGGCAUCCGCAGUGGAACCUCCGAAUCAGGUGGUGUUCUUGCACUUGCAGCAAGCAGCAGCAAGUUUUGCAUUGCUGUGCCUGCACCUGAUCAAACAUGGCUUGAGCUUCCCACUCGACUACCGGUUAUACCAAGAACCAAGAAACAGGGAAGGAAGGUUGUGAUACUCAAGGACCCAUGCAUGAGACUCUGGCCCGUGCUGUACCAAUGCACCCCAAGGUUCAGUGGCUUCAUCACUGGAUGGGUUGACAUCUGCAGGGAGAACAACCUUCAGGAAGGAGACACCUGCGAGUUCGAGCUCGGCGGCAACUCUGAACUGUCAUUCCAAGUGCGCGUGCCCAAUUUGCAGUAGCCAUUGUUACCCAGCAAGUUGAUCAUAUCAGUCACAUU
Messenger RNA from Panicum hallii, 1751 nucleotides. Its product is annotated as B3 domain-containing protein Os01g0905400-like. The record is from RefSeq and is a predicted model, not a curated record. The coding region runs from base 37 to 1713 and encodes 558 amino acids. Lineage: Eukaryota; Viridiplantae; Streptophyta; Magnoliopsida; Poales; Poaceae. The transcript is spliced from 4 exons. Gene Ontology annotation, molecular function: DNA binding.